Ostreococcus tauri is the source of this 1656-nucleotide messenger RNA. Its product is annotated as CRAL-TRIO domain. NCBI's taxonomy places the organism in Eukaryota, Viridiplantae, Chlorophyta, Mamiellophyceae, Mamiellales, Bathycoccaceae. The transcript has a single exon. Bases 1 to 1656 code for a protein of 551 amino acids. The record is from RefSeq and is a predicted model, not a curated record.
AUGGCGCCGACGUACGAGCCGCCGGCGUACGAGACGACGGUGCGGGCGCGGAAACGCGCGGCGGAGACGUCGUGGCGGGACGUCGACGCGUGGGGGGUGGAUGGGCGCGCGGCGCGGGGGACGGUCGGGACGGCGGCGACGACGACGACGACGACGGAUCGACGGUUUCCGACGCGGGAAGAUUUGAACGCGAUCGUGCGCGUGCGCGCGAUCGAUGGGUGGGACGAGGGGACGCCGUGGCUCAUGGAUGUCGACGCGGUGUCGUGCGCGGCGAACGAGUCGAUGCGUCGGGUGCGGGUGGGCGAGUCGGAGCGCCAGCGAACGCUGCACGCGCUGGCGGGCGAGGAGUUGGAGCGGGAGAUGGCGAGCGCGGAGCGCGCGCGCACGGGGGGGUGCGCGAUGACGAGUGGAUGUCGAUUACCGGCGCGCAGGAUCAUGCACGUCGUCGGGCCGAGGUACGCGGAGAAGUACGCGACGGCGGCGGAGAACGCGCUGUGUCACUGCUACGUCGCGCUCCUGUCCAAGUGCGUCGAGGAGUGCAAGGCGAGAACGGUGGCGUGCACGUCGCCGUGUUUGGAAAAUAAAAAAUAUCCGACCGAUAAGGCGGCCAUGGUCGCCGCGCGAACGAUACGUCGGUUCUUAGAGCGGUGGCAAUCGAAGUUUGACGCCAUCGUCGUGUGCGUCGAGGAGGAGGCUUUAGAGCCUUACCUUGAGGCGUUCACGGUGUACUUUCCGCGAAACGACGCCGAGUCGGCGUACUCAGAGGCAAUCUUGAAGGGCCAGCCCGAGUUCAACGAGUACGGCGAGCCGAUUUUGGCGGAGAGACGGUUGCGCAUCGAUGCGAGACCUGGGCGUUUGUCUUCGGCGAGCGAUUUCAAUAAAACCACGGGCGUGAAGCUUGACGACGAGUGCGAUGACGCGGUCGUGCCCGCGGUAUCGAGCGUAUUCAUGUCCAUGAACGUCGAUCCCGAGACUCGGAGGAUGCGUGAGAAGAUCAUCAGAGAGGACGAAACGGAUUGGUGGGCGGACGAAGGAACGCCUAAGGAUGACUCACUCACGUGCGCGGACACGCGCGCGAUCGAGGACGAGCAAACGCGUCGCGAGAACCUCUUGAAGAGAGCCGAGUCCGAUGACGUGAGCGAUGUGAGUGACAUGAAGGCGAUUUAUCUCGAGGACCGAAGAGACUACAUCGGACGACGAGUCGUCGUCGCGGUCGCCGCGUAUCUCGAGCGUCUCAUCAAGGCAGGCGAAGAGGAGCGUUUGUUAGUGCACGUCACGAAAGAGCUGAAAGGGGUCACGACGAACGCGCGAGGAUACGUCAUCGUGUAUCAUCACGCCGGUGGAGCGUACGGCGCGCCUCCGAGUCUCGAUUUCAUUCGAAAGCUGUACAUCGCGCUCGGACCGCAACACAGAGACACGCUUAAAUGCGUGUUUGUCGUGCAUCCGACGUCGAUUUUGAAGGCGGCGAUCUGGGCCAUGGACAUGCUUCAAAUGGAGUCCAGACUUUUUAACAAGGUCGAGUACGUCGACACCGUGUGCGACUUGCGCGACUACGUUCGACUCGAGGGCGUGAACGAAGCGCUGCAAGUCCCAGAGCACGUCGAGGAGUACGAGCGCGAUUGCGUUCUCCAAAAGAGUAAAUCGAUGUGGUUGUAA